Molecule: messenger RNA, 264 nt
Organism: Auanema sp. JU1783
Lineage: Eukaryota; Metazoa; Nematoda; Chromadorea; Rhabditida; Rhabditidae
Source: the annotation of a GenBank genome assembly
AUGCUUCGUCGUGUUCUUCAAACGCAAAUCCUCUCAUCAUCCCGGAGAUAUGCCAAUUCUGAGAAACCAAAAAAAGGGAAAGAACAAAUUAUUUUAGAGAAAACACCAAAGGGGAAGCUUGAAGAUAAUCCAUACGAGGAUCCUAAUUUGAAGAAACAUCCAGGUGGAGUUAAUUCAAAAACAGGAGAGAUCGGUGGCCCUGCAGGACCAGAGCCGACCCGUUAUGGCGAUUGGGAACGUAAAGGAAGAGUCACAGAUUUUUAA